AUGGGUGAGAAACCUAAGAAGAAGACCAACAGUAUUGCCUUUGUAUCCAACACUGCUGAAGGAGAUGAUGCUGACAGUGAAAGUGAGAAUUUAUCAGAAGCCUUGGCUCUUCUUGCUAGAAAAUUCAAUAGAGCUCUAAGGAAGAUAGACAGAAGAAAUAAGCCUAAUGUCCAGGACAUUAAGUCAGACAACUCCAAAUCCUUCAAUUCCCAGCGAAAGGCCAAAGAGGAAGACAAAUCAGGCCAAGGCAAGGGUAAACAGAAGAAAGGCAUGGUAGUUACAUGGUCAGAUGAGGAUAUUGAGGAUGAGGAAGAAUUAUCUGCCAACAAAGUGAAUGCCUUUUUAGGAGCUGUUAAUGACUCAGAUUCCAGUGGGGAUGAGAUGACAUAUGAAGAGCUAGAGGAGACCUACAGGCUGUUGGACAUCAAAUGGAAAGAAAAUUGCAAGAGGUUGAAGGAGCAAGGGGAUGAGGUAGAACUACUCAAGACUGAAAAUGAAAACCUGAGGGGAACCAUUGAUAAAUUAGAGGAUGAUCUUGAGGAAUGGAAUACAAAACUGAAAGAUGUUGAAACUGUAGAAAAGGCCAAACUUCUCCUAACAAUUGCUGAGCUUCAAGAAAAGGUGUCCACUCUGACAGGAAAACUUGAAACUACAUAUAAAUCAGUGCGUAUGCUGAACAGUGGAUCCAACAUGCUAGAUGAGAUCUUGGAAGAAACUAGCAAGCAAGGAAGAAGUGUGAAAGGCAUUGAUUUCAGUUACAAGUAUGAGAAUAAGGGAAAUCAGAAAGCAUCAAAGAAGUUUAUUCAGAAGGUCCUCAAAUCAUCCAAGAAGGCUUGGAUUCCCAAAGGUGAAGUCUCUUGCCUCAUAGCCCACACAUCUUUCAGAGUUUCAUCAAGUGAAGACUGGUAUUUUGAUAGUGGUUGCUCAAAACACAUGACUGGAAACAAGGAGUAUCUGGAAAAUCUUAAAGAAUACUCCUGUAAAUCUGUUACCUUUGGAGAUGGUGCUAAAGGAAAAAUCAAAGGCAUUGGAAAGCUGGUAAACUCUGGAUCUCCAGAUCUGAAUAAUGUUCUACUAGUCAAGGUAGUGGCUGCAAACCUAAUCAGUAUAAGUCAAUUGUGUGAUCAAGAUCUAAAUGUGUUGUUUAGCAAGACAGAAUGUAUGGUUACUACUAGUAGUCAUAAGGUUGUGAUGAGAGGUGUCAGGUCUAAAGACAAUUGCUACAUGUGGGUUCUACAAGAGAAAGCACAAGUGUCUAGAUGCUUGAUAUCAAAGGUGGAUGAAUUGAAUCUAUGGCACCAACGUCUAGGUCACAUCAAUCUCAAGAGUAUGCAGAAAGUUAUCUCUGAAGAGGCUGUUCGAGGUCUACCAAAGUUAAAAAUAGAUGAAGGUAAAAUAUGUGGGGAAUGCAAGAUUGGGAAGCUGACCAAAGCGUCUCAUGCAAAGCUCCAACAUCCAACUACAACAAAAGUCCUUGAACUACUUCACAUGGAUCUAAUGGGGCCCAUGCAAGUUGAAAGCUUGGGAGAAGGUAUAAGUCAUGAAUUCUCAGCUCCCAUCACUCCUCAACAGAAUGUGAUUGUUGAAAGGAAAAAUAGGACUCUUCAAGAAUCUACCAGAUCACACUAUAUGAACUCUGGAAAGGAAUGUUACAUUUUGGCUGAUCGUGAUCAAAGAAGAAAGCUGGAUCCUAAGAGUGAUGAGGGAAUCUUCAUGGGGUAUUCUACAAACAACAAGGCCUACAGAGUGUACAACUCUCGAACAGAGGUCAUGAUGGAAUCAGUAAAUGUCUCUAUUGAUGAUCAACCAAGUGGAAGGGAGGACACUACUGCAACAGAAGAUGAGGAUGGUCCACAUGUCCAAGCCAAUGUCCCAACAGUUGACCUCGACAUCGAGUCAGAUGUAAGCUCAGAUGAACAAGAAGAAAAGAUGACCACUGCCAAUAAAGGUCCUUCCAUCAGAAUCCAAAAGAAUCACCCUCAAGAAAAUAUUAUUGGUGAUCCUAAAGAAGGUGUUACCACCAGGGCCAGAAGCUACAUUGCUCAUGAAUGUUUCAUCUCCAAGAUGGAACCAAAGAAUGUCAAAGAGGCCCUAACAGAUGAGUACUGGAUAAAUGCAAUGCAAGAGGAACUUGACCAGUUUAGAAGAAAUGAAGCGUGGGAUCUCAUUCCUUGA
Lotus japonicus is the source of this 2175-nucleotide messenger RNA. RefSeq lists its product as uncharacterized. The coding region runs from base 1 to 2175 and encodes 724 amino acids. The record is from RefSeq and is a predicted model, not a curated record. The transcript is spliced from 5 exons. Gene Ontology annotation, molecular function: nucleic acid binding. NCBI's taxonomy places the organism in Eukaryota, Viridiplantae, Streptophyta, Magnoliopsida, Fabales, Fabaceae.